Messenger RNA from Adineta steineri, 951 nucleotides. The record is from the annotation of a GenBank genome assembly. Lineage: Eukaryota; Metazoa; Rotifera; Eurotatoria; Adinetida; Adinetidae.
AUGACAGAAGUCAGUAAAAGUAAAUUAAAACAAUAUCUUGUUCAACAAUCAUUACAUAGUGAAGAAUCAUGGUGGUUAUCACGUUUGAUUUUGGGUAAAGUUAAAAAAAUAUUUGGUAAUGAAUUAAAAGCGAUAUUUACUGGAUCGGCACCAAUCACGCGUGAUGUAUUACAUUUUUUUCGUAUUGCACUCGAUAUACCUAUUAUGAGUGGAUAUGGACAAACAGAAACAACAGCUUGUGGUACUACUACUCAUGCAGGAGAUCUAUCGUUUGACACGAUUGGUUCACCUGUUGCGACUGUCGAAGUAAAACUUAUCGAUGUACCACAUACGAAAUAUCGAAGUGAAAUGAAUCAAGGUGAAAUUUGUAUUCGAGGACCAACUAUCUUCAAAGGUUACUAUAAUGACGAAGUUAAGGCACGUGAAACAAUUGAUGAAAAUGGUUGGUUACAUACAGGUGAUAUUGGAGAAUGGGCAAGUGAUGGUGCAUUACGCAUUAUUGAUCGUACAAAACAUAUAUUUAAAUUGAAUCAAGGUGUUUAUAUUGCACCGGAACGUCUUGAAGAUGUUUAUAUUCGUUCUCCAUGGAUUACACAGAUCUUUAUUGAUGGAAUUUCAACAGAAGCUACGGUAGUAGCUAUUGUCAUACCAGAUGAAGACUAUGUACGGAAAAAUUUUAAAUCAACACAAACAACAGCAUUUACUGAUUUAUGUAAAGAACCAGAAUUGAAACAGAUUAUCUUGACCGAUUUAAUUUGUUUGGCUAAAGAUAAUAAGUUGAAAUAUUUUGAAACUGUAACCAAUAUUUAUCUUCAUCCUCAUCCAUUCUCAAUGGAGAAUGGUCUUCUUACUAUAACGCUUAAAACGCGUCGAAUGAAUGUUCAAAAACAAUUUCAACCAAUCAUUAACUCGCUCUACAGUGUAAAGAAAGUGGCAACAAACAAUCUAUAA